AUGUUGACACAAUUAGUAAAGAACGGUGGAACUGUUCUCCCACCGCCACGAAAACAUAUUUGGUCUAAUGAUCCUGCCAUUUCAGCUGCACGACGUACACUCUUAUGUGGAUGGGUAGUUCUUUCCGUUUCUGUAUGGAUUGUUUGUUUGCUAAUGUACUUGAUAUUUCUUGGUUCGACUCGUUUUCCAACACAUUACACAAAAAAUUUACAUGUACUUAUCAUUGAUUUUGAUCAACAACAAGCCGGCAGUCUUUUUCUGCAAUCAUUUCAAGAAUCCACUGGUCAAAUAUUACAUUGGAUUUAUCGGUCACCAGCAUAUUAUCAAAAUGAUCCUAAUAAUGUGAUAAAUGAAGUGCAACAUGGCAAAGUAUGGGCAGUUGUUUAUAUUAAAGCUGGUACAACACAAUUAAUUAAUUCGACAAUAAAUUCUAUCUUUACAUCAUCGUAUAAAUCUACUGUGAUAUUAAAUUCAUCAAUAAUAAUUGCUUAUGACGAAGGUCGAAAUAGCAAUAGUGUACCAACUUACGUUGUCACGCCAAUCACCAAUAUCAUAGCGGCAGCAAAUGCAAAAUAUACAAAUAUUCUACUAAAUCAACUAAAUCAACAGCUAUUAUCAUCAUCAAAUAAUAGUGUUGUAGUUUCAAUUAAUUCUGUUCUAAUAACAUCUGUUUUAAAUAAUCCCCUAAAAUAUACUGCAAUGAAUUUACAUCCAGCAAUAUAUCACUUUUCUGGUACUAUUGGCACAACUCUUGGUUAUCUCGUUCUCUGGGUCGUUGUUGUUGGUCAUGUAGCAGCCACUCUAAGUCUUACAUCGUUAUUAAUUGGAAAAUUCAAAGUAAUCGAGAUUCUUCUAUUUCGUUUAUUUUAUGGAAUAUUCCAAGGUUUCUUUAUCUCACUAAUUUUUUCACUAUGUGUUCUAUGGUUUGCUACUACGCCGUUACACGGUACAUUUGUUCGUUACUGGCUCUUUAACUGGUUAGUAGCUAUCACAUUUAUUAUCAUCAAUGCAGCUGUUUCAAUUAAUCUUGGACAUUUCGCCACACUUUUUUUAACAUUAUUCCUAACAUUAAAUUUAUCCUCAUCUGGAAUUAAUUUUCCCAUUGAACUUCAACCAAAAUUUUAUAGAAUUGGUUACGGUUUACCGCUGUAUCAAUGCAUGAGUGGCGGAAGACAUUUCGUAUUUGGUUCAUAUACACACUUGAGUUUAAAUAUUGGUAUCUUAAUUGCAUACUAUUCAGGAUUUUUCGUAUUCAUUUUAUGUACCGGUUUAUAUCGUGCGAAAAAACAAGAAAAAGAAGUAAUAGAAAAACAACGAAAUGGUGGAGAUCAGAAGUAA
Messenger RNA from Didymodactylos carnosus, 1338 nucleotides. NCBI's taxonomy places the organism in Eukaryota, Metazoa, Rotifera, Eurotatoria, Philodinida, Philodinidae. The record is from the annotation of a GenBank genome assembly.